AAUAAUAACAAAGAUUUUUAACAAAAUAAAAAAUUAAACUAAAUCAUAAAAUAAAAUAUAGAAAAUAGAACAUAACAAAAUCUCGUUUUGGAUAUUAAUGUUUUUAAUUCGGGUAUGAAUCGAUUUUUGUCGGGUCGGGUCGGGUCUAUUCGGGUUGGUUCUUUUUGGGUCAGGGUCUAUUCGUGUCGGUUCUUUUCGGGUCCGGAUCUAUUCGAGUCGAUUCUUUUCGGGUCCGGGUCUAUUCGGGUAGAAAUUUUUUGGAUCCAACAUGCACUUAUAAACUUUCGGAUCGGUUCCGGGUCGGGUCUUCGGAUCCAGCAACACGUUAUAAACUUAACACAUUUUCUGUAUGCACUUAACACAUUUUCUGUAUGCAGCAACGAAGUAUAUAUAUACACAUACAUAUCUAGGAUAAUUAUACGUGCCUGUUUUGCUUAGGAUGGAGACUUUUGUAAUCAUCAUCAUAGCUUUCGCUUCUACUUUUGCUGUUUUUAUAGUUCUUGCGAUUUUGACUGGAAGCGGGCUAAAAGGUGGAGGUGGUGGCGACGGAGGAGGAGGUGGAGGAGGUGAUUGCGGAGGAGAGGAUGGCGGCGGCGGGGAUGUGGAGUUGGGUAAUGGAGGAAACGGAGGUGGGUUAGGCGGUGAUGGUGGUUUAACAGGUGGUUCUGAUUUUGGUGGCCAUGGAGGGUUUUGGAGUUAUGGUGGCGGAGGUGACGGAGGUUUUGGUGGUGGCGGUGGUCGUGGUGGAGGUUUUGGCGGCGGCGGUGGUGAUGGAGGUGGGGGUGGGGGAGGCGGUGGAGGAGGCGGAGGCGGAGGUGGAGGAGGCUGCUGAGCUUGUUUUUGGAAUUCUUGGCGAACAAGCUCAUGGUGGUCCAGUUUGAAUCUAUCCAACGUUGCAGAGAUAAACUCGUUUAUGUCGAUUGUUCCAUUACCAUCCACAUUAGCCUGAAAAUUCAUCAACAUGCGUUGGCUAAUUUUUAGGAUACGAAAAGGUAAGAGACUGUAGUGAUAACUCACGGCUUC
Messenger RNA from Raphanus sativus (radish), 1023 nucleotides. RefSeq names its product glycine-rich protein 5-like. The transcript is spliced from 2 exons. The record is from RefSeq and is a predicted model, not a curated record. NCBI's taxonomy places the organism in Eukaryota, Viridiplantae, Streptophyta, Magnoliopsida, Brassicales, Brassicaceae. The coding region runs from base 440 to 832 and encodes 130 amino acids.